Molecule: messenger RNA, 2769 nt
Organism: Fusarium venenatum
Lineage: Eukaryota; Fungi; Ascomycota; Sordariomycetes; Hypocreales; Nectriaceae
Product: plasma membrane ATPase
Biological process (GO): proton export across plasma membrane; regulation of intracellular pH
Cellular component (GO): plasma membrane
Molecular function (GO): P-type proton-exporting transporter activity; ATP hydrolysis activity; ATP binding
Source: RefSeq, a predicted model, not a curated record
AUGGCCGAAGAGAAGGCAGUCGGCGCGCCUGCGCUCGACACCAACAUCGAGACUGGCGGCUUCGAUGAGAAGCGAGGACAAGCUCCCGCUACCCACAACCCCAAGGCUCCCGUCGCCGAGGAUGAGGAGCCCGAUGAGGACAUGGACGCCCUGAUCGAGGACCUCGAGUCCGAGGACGGCCACGAGAUCGACGACGAAGAGGAGGCCACUCCCGGUGGUGGACGUGUCGUCCCUGAAGACCAGCUCCAGACUGACUCUCGUGUCGGUUUAACUGAAGCAGAGGUUAUCGCACGCAGAAAGAAGUGGGGCCUCAACGCAAUGAAAGAAGAAAGAGAGAACAUGAUUCUCAAGUUCCUCAUGUUCUUCGUUGGCCCAAUUCAGUUUGUGAUGGAAGCUGCCGCUGUUUUGGCUGCUGGACUUGAGGACUGGAUCGACUUUGGCGUUAUCUGCGCUCUCUUGCUUCUUAACGCUUGUGUUGGAUUUAUUCAGGAGUAUCAAGCUGGCAGUAUCGUGGAAGAGCUGAAGAAGACUCUUGCUCUCAAGGCUGUUGUCCUCCGUGACGGUACUCUCAAGGAGAUCGAGGCCCCUGAGGUCGUUCCCGGUGAUAUCCUUCAAGUUGAGGAAGGUACUAUCAUUCCUGCUGAUGGUCGUUUCGUCACCGAGGGCUGCUUCUGCCAGGUUGAUCAGUCUGCCAUCACCGGAGAGUCUCUCGCCGUCGACAAGCACCACGGUGACAACUGUUACGCUUCUUCCGCUGUCAAGCGUGGUGAGGCUUUCGUUAUCGUUACUGCCACUGGUGACAACACCUUCGUCGGCCGUGCCGCUGCUCUCGUCUCUCAGUCUGCUGGUGGCACUGGUCACUUCACUGAGGUUCUCAACGGAAUUGGAACCAUUUUACUUGUUCUUGUUGUUGCCACUCUCUUGAUCGUUUGGGUCUCUUCCUUCUACAGAUCUAACGGCAUCGUUGACAUCCUCCGUUUCACUCUUGCCAUUACCAUUGUCGGUGUCCCUGUCGGUCUUCCCGCUGUCGUCACUACCACCAUGGCUGUCGGUGCCGCCUACCUCGCCAAGAAGCAGGCCAUCGUCCAGAAGCUCUCCGCCAUCGAGUCCCUUGCUGGUGUUGAGAUUCUCUGCUCUGACAAGACCGGUACUUUGACCAAGAACAAGCUUUCUCUCGCUGAGCCUUUCUGUGUUGCUGGUGUUGAGCCCGAUGACCUGAUGCUUACUGCUUGUUUGGCUGCUUCCCGCAAGAAGAAAGGUAUUGAUGCUAUCGACAAGGCUUUCCUCAAGGCUCUCAAGUUCUACCCCCGCGCCAAGGGUGUUCUGUCCAAGUACAAGGUUCUUGACUUCCACCCCUUCGACCCCGUCUCCAAGAAGGUCCAGGCUGUUGUCGAGUCCCCCCAGGGCGAGCGUAUCAUCUGUGUCAAGGGUGCCCCACUUUUCGUGUUGAAGACCGUUGAGGAGGACCACCCAAUCCCUGAGGAAGUUGACUCUGCCUACAAGAACUGUGUCGCGGAAUUCGCAACUCGUGGCUUCCGAUCUCUUGGUGUUGCUCGCAAGCGAGGUGAGGGUGCUUGGGAGAUUCUCGGAAUCAUGCCUUGCUCUGACCCUCCUCGCCACGACACUGCCCGCACUAUCAACGAGGCCAAGCGCCUUGGUCUCUCCAUCAAGAUGCUUACUGGUGACGCCGUCGGUAUUGCCCGUGAGACUUCUCGUCAGCUCGGUCUCGGUACCAACGUCUACAACGCUGAGCGCCUCGGUCUUGGUGGUGGUGGUGAUAUGCCCGGUUCUGAGGUUUACGAUUUCGUUGAGGCUGCCGAUGGUUUCGCUGAGGUCUUCCCCCAGCACAAGUACAACGUCGUCGAGAUUCUCCAGCAGCGUGGUUACCUUGUUGCUAUGACUGGUGAUGGUGUCAACGAUGCUCCCUCUCUGAAGAAGGCUGAUACCGGCAUUGCUGUCGAGGGUGCCUCCGAUGCCGCCCGAUCUGCCUCCGAUAUCGUCUUCCUUGCUCCUGGCUUAGGGGCGAUAAUUGACGCCCUAAAAACUAGUCGCCAGAUCUUCCAUCGAAUGUACGCCUACGUUGUCUACCGUAUCGCUCUCUCUCUGCACAUGGAGAUUUUCCUUGGUCUCUGGAUCGCCAUCCUCAACCGAUCUCUCAACAUUGAGCUCGUUGUCUUCAUUGCCAUCUUCGCCGAUAUUGCCACCCUCGCUAUCGCCUACGACAACGCUCCCUUCUCCCAGACUCCUGUCAAGUGGAACCUCCCUAAGCUCUGGGGUAUGUCUGUUCUUCUCGGUGUUGUCCUGGCUGUUGGUACCUGGAUCGCUCUUACCACCAUGUACGCCAACUCUGAGGAUGGUGGUAUCGUCCAGAACUUCGGUAAGAUCGACGAGGUUCUCUUCCUCGAGAUCUCUCUUACUGAGAACUGGCUGAUCUUCAUCACCCGUGCCAACGGUCCCUUCUGGUCUUCCAUUCCCUCUUGGCAGCUUUCCGGCGCCAUCCUGGUCGUCGAUAUCCUCGCCACCCUCUUCUGUAUCUUCGGUUGGUUCGUUGGUGGCCAGACCAGCAUUGUCGCUGUUGUCCGUAUCUGGAUCUUCUCUUUCGGUGUCUUCUGUGUCAUGGGUGGUCUGUACUACUUCAUGCAGGGCAGCACUGGCUUCGACAACCUCAUGCACGGAAAGUCUCCCAAGCAGAACCAGAAGCAGCGAUCCCUCGAGGAUUUCGUUGUCUCUCUUCAGCGUGUCUCUACCCAGCACGAGAAGUCUCAGUAA